Phalacrocorax carbo (great cormorant) is the source of this 2889-nucleotide messenger RNA. The record is from RefSeq and is a predicted model, not a curated record. Lineage: Eukaryota; Metazoa; Chordata; Aves; Suliformes; Phalacrocoracidae.
CUGAUGCGGCGGCUCCAAUCAGCGGCCCUCGGGCUCUUGGCAGCCGGAGCCGCCGCCGCUCCGCAUUCCUCCGUCUUCCUAAAAGGGGCUAACAUGGCGAUGGGCAGGAUGAGGUGAAGAGGAGGAGGAGGAGAGGAAAAGAAAAAAAACAGGAAAAAGGGGAAAAAAAACCGAAGAAAAGGAAAAAGGGGGAGAGAAAAAAAAAAGGAGAGAAAAAAAAAUAAGAGGGACGGGGGAUGCAAGCAGGGCUGGCAGCGGCGGCGCGAGCAAAAACCCCAGGCAAGCGGAGGAGGACCGGGACUCCUUUGCGCGGAGACCUUUGCAUCAAAAUGCUGAUAGUCGAAAAAACGACUGACUACCCUUCGGCUGAGUACUCCCUGGUGGAGGAUGUAGCCCUCCACUUCACGUGUUUGAUGGACAGACUGAACGAGCAGCGCCUCUUUCAGCCGGACCUGUGCGACGUGGACAUCGUGCUGGUGCAGCACAAGAGCAUCUUCCCGGCGCACAAGGGGGUCCUGGCGGCCUACAGCCAGUUCUUCCAUUCCCUCUUCACCCAAAACAAGCAGCUGCAGCGCGUGGAGCUCUCCCUGGAGGCCCUCACCUCACAGGGCCUCCAGCAGAUCCUCAACUUCAUCUACACCUCCAAGCUCCUCGUCAACUCCUGUAAUGUGCAGGACGUGCUGAACGCGGCCGCCGUGCUGCAGAUGAACAACAUCGCCUCCUCCUGCCAGGACCUCCUCGACACCCGCUCGCUCAGCCUGGCCGCCGACAUGGCCCUGCCUGCCGAGGGCUGCGCCGGACCCCCGCCCUACUACUGCGAGAUCAAGCAGGAGGUGGAUGCCCCCCAUCCCAAGAUCUACGCCCGGGAAGGCAACGACCCCUACUCCGUGCGGGUGGAGGAUGGAGCAGGCGGUGGGACGCUCCCCCCAGGUCCGGCCAAGCAGUACUACAAGGAGGAGAAGGACGGUGGUCCGGGCGCCGUCUGUAAGAUGGAAGGCGAAGAGUCCGAGGAGGACCUGGACAGCCAGAGCUCGUACAACCGGGAGCAGAUCAUCGUGGAGGUGAACCUCAACAACCAGACCCUCAACGUCUCCAAGGGCACGGAGGGGAAGGCAGCUGCCAGCGAGGCGGCCGUGAUGGGGCGGCCUGACGGUGAUGGGCGUGACACAGAGGAGGAUGGGGAGGAGGAGAAUGAGGAAGGGGAGGAAGAGGAGGAAGAGGAAGAGGAUGCGGAGGUGGGUGAGGAGGAAGAGGAGGAGCACAGUGAGGAGGAAGACCUGGAGGAGACGACAGAAGAGGAGGAGGAUGAUGAUGAUGACGAAGAUGCGUCGGAGGUGAAAAGGGAAAAGGGUGGGCAGCCCCGCAGAGGCAGCCGGGCAUCCAAAGCCACCAAACCGGCCAUGGCAACCAGGUCGCAAGAGAUGACCAAGGUGGAAGAGGAGGAGGAGGAGGAAGAGGAAGGCCAGCGAGGGAGAAAGAGGAAAAAGGAGCAGGACGGUUUGGGCCAGAAGGUGAAGCUGGAGGAGAAGCAGCACUACCCAUGCAAGAAGUGUCCCCGGGUCUUCAACAACCGCUGGUACCUGGAGAAGCACAUGAAUGUCACGCACAGCCGCAUGCAGAUCUGCGACAAGUGCGGCAAACGCUUCCUGCUGGAGAGCGAGCUGCUGCUGCACCACCAGACCGACUGCGAGAAGAACAUCCAGUGCGUGACAUGCGGGAAGGGGUUUAAGAAGCUCUGGUCCCUCCACGAGCACAACAAGAUCGUCCACGGCUAUGCUGAGAAGAAGUUCUCCUGUGAGAUCUGCGAGAAGAAGUUCUACACCAUGGCCCACGUGCGCAAACACAUGGUUGCUCACACCAAGGACAUGCCGUUUACCUGCGAGACCUGCGGGAAGUCCUUCAAGCGCAGCAUGUCCCUCAAGGUCCAUUCGCUCCAGCACUCUGGGGAAAAGCCUUUUAAAUGUGAGAACUGCAACGAGCGCUUCCAGUACAAGUACCAGCUGCGCUCCCACAUGAGCAUCCACAUCGGCCACAAGCAGUUCAUGUGCCAGUGGUGCGGCAAGGACUUCAACAUGAAGCAGUACUUCGACGAGCACAUGAAGACGCACACGGGUGAGAAGCCCUACAUCUGUGAGAUCUGCGGGAAGAGCUUCACCAGCCGCCCCAACAUGAAGCGGCAUCGCCGGACCCACACGGACCGCGAGGGUGGAGAGGGGCUUGAUUUCCAUUACGCAGUUCAUGAAUAUGCCGCAACGCAACGUUCAGCUGACAACUCUGCCCACAAGCCUAACCCCAGACCACUCCGGGUUUGAAUUUUUUUUCCCCCUUCAUUUGAACACUGGGGAGGGAGGGAGUCAUGGGGAGGGUCAUUUUUGGUUUAUAUAUCCCAGGAGCCUGGUAGCACAGACCAGUUAGCCUCAUAAUGUCCAUGAGGCACGGCUGGCCCCUCGGACCACAGCCAUAACCCCAGCGCGGUGGGAAGGCGAUGGAUGGACGGCCGGCGGGUGGGAACGGCUGUGACAGUGCAAUAGAGACAAGCAUCCGCUGCUAGACAAUUCCACUGAUAAAACUCUUGGUUUGCCUGAAGUUGAGAGGGAAGGACGGACAGACAGACGCCCUUUGUUCACACGGAUGGCGAGAGCUUCCCCACAUGCAGCCCUGCCUAGUGACACAUAACCACGACAGGAGAUGGGUCGAACUUGCAAAGGAAGAAAAUAAUAAUAAAAAAGGAAAAACAUUGGAAUAAGAACAAGCUCAGCGUGGAACUUGAAGGAAACGAAUGAAACCCCAAGCACUUGCCUCAAAACUAGUUUCUCAUGCCUGGUGUUCGGCUCCAUAUUAUUUUACGGCAUUCAGUAUUGGUUGCCCAAACAUGCCAAGUUAAGAGUG